Messenger RNA from Oryctolagus cuniculus (rabbit), 10444 nucleotides. It is a transcript of the gene PTAR1, whose product is annotated as protein prenyltransferase alpha subunit repeat containing 1. Gene Ontology annotation, biological process: protein prenylation. The record is from RefSeq and is a predicted model, not a curated record. NCBI's taxonomy places the organism in Eukaryota, Metazoa, Chordata, Mammalia, Lagomorpha, Leporidae. Gene Ontology annotation, cellular component: cytoplasm. Gene Ontology annotation, molecular function: protein prenyltransferase activity.
CUUCCUUCCCUUUUCCGUGUCUGAUGCAGUAACGGACGGCUUUAAAUGAACUGUGAAGGGCCGCUCUGGAGAGCGCACAGGCGGAGACUGACUAGCAGGUCCACAGAAGGAGGUCAGUAGCACGGGCCCCUUGGGACCUCCCCAUCGCUCCGCUUGGGAAAACAGCGCAGACGGGAGCUGGGCUCCGGAGGACCGGUCCUCGCGGUUCACCAUCUCUCCAGGUGCUCUCGGCUCUUCCGGACCCUUCCGUCCUCAGCCCGGACAAAACUAACGGUUACAAUAGUGGCGACUUAAACGAACCCGACCCGUCUUCGCCGUCGUGCGCACAACGGAUCGCAGACCCUUCCACGCGAACUCAGACCCGCGCGGGUCCUGGCCAGGGCGUGGCCGCCGCCCGCGACAGCGUGACCCGGAAGUGCUCGGCGGCGGCAGCGGCGGCAGGCGGCGCGGCCAAACCGGCGCACUCGCGCGCGCUCCCGCGGAACUCCCGCCGGCCGUUCAGCUCUCCCGGAGGCGCGCCCGAGCCGCCGCCAACAUGGCCGAGACGAGCGAGGAGGUGGCGGUGUUGGUGCAGCGGGUGGUGAAGGACAUCACCAACGCCUUCAGGAGGAACCCGCACAUAGAUGAAAUUGGCCUGAUCCCAUGUCCUGAAGCACGGUAUAACCGGAGUCCUAUAGUCCUGGUUGAAAACAAACUUGGUGUGGAGAGCUGGUGUGUCAAGUUCCUUUUGCCCUAUGUACACAACAAGCUCCUUUUGUACAGAACAAGAAAGCAGUGGCUGAACAAAGAUGAAUUGCUAGAUGUCACAUGCACCCUGCUGCUUCUAAACCCAGACUUUACCACUGCAUGGAACGUGAGGAAAGAACUGAUCCUCUCGGGCACUUUAAAUCCAAUUAAAGAUUUACAUCUUGGAAAAUUGGCCUUAACUAAGUUUCCAAAGAGUCCGGAAACAUGGAUUCACAGGCGGUGGGUGCUACAACAGGUAAUUCAGGAAACUUCCUUGCCUUCCUUUGUGACCAAAGGAAUCUUGGAAACAACUCCUGCCGAAAGGACCCAGCGACUAAUACAAGAAGAGAUGGAAGUGUGUGGUGAAGCAGCAGGGAGAUAUCCAAGCAACUAUAAUGCCUGGUCCCAUCGUAUCUGGGUUUUACAAAACCUGGCCAAGCUAGAUGUCAAGAUUCUUCUUGAUGAACUCUCUUCUACUAAACAUUGGGCGUCUAUGCAUGUUUCAGACCACAGUGGAUUUCACUACCGCCAGUUUUUGUUAAAGUCUUUGAUUAGCCAAACUGUGAAUGACAGUUCUGCAUUGGAGCAAAACCCUUUGAGAAAUGAGUCAGCCCCAGUUCUUCCCAAAGAUGAAGCAGCAGCAGCUUCAACAGAGGAACCCAGGAUAAAUCUUCCCCAUCUUCUAGAAGAAGAAGUUGAAUUCAGCACUGAUCUUAUUGAUUCUUACCCAGGACAUGAAACUCUUUGGUGUCAUAGACGGCAUGUAUUCUACCUUCAACAUCAUUUAAGUGGUAGAUUGGCUCACAACUUGAUCCAGCUGCCAUCUGCAGACAGCCCUGGGGGGACUGUGAGUGACUUGCACAUCAUCCCAGCAGGCCCCCAGCUGUCUCAGGCAAUGGAAGUGGAUGGACUGAAUGACUCUAGCAAGCAAGGCUAUUCCCAGGAAACCAAACGCCUGAAGCGGACCCCAGCCUCAGACUCCCUAGGCCUAGAAAUGGAACACAGGUUCAUUGAUCAAGUAUUGUCCACUUGCCGAAAUGUAGAACAAGCAAGAUAUGCAAAUGCAUACAGGAAAUGGCUGGUUACUUUGAGUCAGUGAAAGGUGGGUUAGUCAGUCCUUCACAAUUCCCUUUGUAGUGCAAUAUUGCUUUCCUUAUUUACAUAGUUGCAUGAACUGUUUGCUGAUGUUGGCUAACUAUAUGUUCUUCAUCUCUAAGCUGAAAGUCCAUAGUAAAUUUUUCAUUUUAUUUAUUUUGUUAAGAACUGGCAUUCCUUUGGGGAUAAAAUAAUCAUUUCUUCCUGUUAAAGAUUAGUGACAAAUUUUUAAUUUUUGACUUUUCUUUAUAUUUUUAAACAUGGGGCUUCUUACUUGGUUCCUCUAAUUGGUUCAACACACACGUCCACCCAUCUCAGGGCAGUUGCCACAUAGGCAGAUGUUUUUAGUAAUUAAAAAUUUAUGUUUCGAAGCUGAAGAACAUUAAUACAAAUGCAGAGUAACUUGAUCUAAUUGUUAUUUGGCAAAUCAAAGGCUGGCUGGAUGGAUAUGUGAAACCAUAAACCAGUUCUCUUUCUCUAGUAUGUUCCACUUGUUUUAGACUAAGAUAACCAAAGACAGGAAUAUUGGAAUUUAUAUGAAAAAAUGCUUCCAUGUAAUAUCCAUUUUAAAAUGGUUAUUUUUUUAAAAACUAAUUUAAGAGUUUCUGUAAUUGCAGUAUUAGAAAAAAUUACUUUUAGUACAAGUUUUGAUAGUUUUUAUCUCAUAUUUGGUAUAUGCCAAAACAGUCAUCAACCCUUAUAAAAUAAUUUUUCCCUAAAAGCCUAGAAUGCCAUUUUUAGUUAUUUUAGUUAUAACAUUUUCCUUUAUAAAUUUACUCAUAAAAAUUGGAGAAAUGAACAUGGGUAUUCAUAAAAAUGUUCCUUUUAAAUAUUGAAGUUACUUAGGAUACACUGGAUGAAUUAUAAAGCUUUUGUGAUGUGACUGUUAAAAGGUUACUAGAGAAGAGUUUUGCAGAUUACUUCUUCAAUCUUUAUUUUAAAAAUGAGAUAAAACACUUUGAGACUGAACUUAUCAGGGAUGUGGUACCAAAGUAUCCAUGUUAACAGCUGUCUCUGAUCUUUUUAAUAACAAGGGCUGAGUUUUUCAGGUCAGUGACUUGCUGGGGUGGGGAAGGGUCAGGUAAAGUCUGCUUUCUUGUUUUCCCCAUCGUAAUUGGUCUUUCCUUAUUCUUUCUACACACCUUAUUUUUCCAACCCAUUCCGUAUUUUUUUGUCAUCUUAUUUCAAGGAUGCCUACCAAAGUGAUCUCCUCCUUUAAUACCAUAUCGAAGAUACAUGCAAAUACAUGAAACAGGACCACCCCUCUAGAAAGUUCCUCUAGGGAUUUGGAAGCUGUGUCUUUUUGUAUGUAUUCACAGGAUUUGAGUUAUGGUGCCAGAGUGAGUGUGAGCACCAUGCUGUGCCUGCUUCCUUUGUACUUGCUUGACAGUCCUAGAGAGAAAGGUACAGGGCAAGGCGCUGAAGAAAGCCGGCACUGCAGGGAGCUGCAUUGUCUUAAGGGAAAGAAAGCAAUCGUUAACUUUGGUGUCAUGAUUUUGUUGAGUGGUAGACUGUUGAACUGGGUGAGACACUAAAGAACACUAGAAACAUUCUCUAGCCUGCCUCCAGUAGGCAGAAGUUGUCCUCUCUUGGGGCACAAUUACACUUUGGUGGCUUUUAUAGUAUUUAGGUGAGAACUGAAUUGCCAUUAUGAAUAUAAUUCCAUGGCUCUUUGUAUACAAAGUAUAUUUUUAAUCAAAUACCUCACGGUCUUCAUAGACCUCUGACUGAAAUCAUUAGAUUUAUUAUUUUCAGCUUUUGUGAGAAUUGAGGGAGGGAGAACCACACAGAAGACAUGGGAGGUUUAACCCAUUCCACUAAUAUGUGUUGCCAAAUUUUGGCCUCACUCAGUAUUGCCUUUUUUCUAAGCAUCAUUUUGGGUAUUCCGGAUAUUAGGGCUUCUUAUGCUUUCAUGUGAGAAAGUGUCAAGACACUAGUUUAGACAAUUCCUGGUAAAGCAUUAACUAAGUUUCUAUAGUCCUCCAAGCCUUUUUAUACCUUCUACUCAUCUUAAUUGGCUUAAGGCUCAUAACCCACUCCUUUCUAAAGCCAUAGAAUCCUUUACUAUAUUUUUAUCUCUUGUCUUCCUAAGAAAGUUUUAGGUAGGGAGUAAAAAUACAAGUAUCCAAAGGAUACUGUUAGUAUGUGACUUUAAUAUGCUACUUUAUUUCUCAAAUUUGCAUUUUCAACUGGUCAUUCACAGAAAAAGUUAGCAUUGCCCUUUCUGGUUGUAUUUUUUCCUAAGUAGACUGUACUUAAACUAUCUCUUUGAAUCAGAGUACAUGUAAUAUAAUGGACAUGUCUAUUUUCAGUGACAUGUUAAUCUUAUUUUCCUAUGAAUUUAUAAUUAUUAAAAGGAAAAGUUGGGUUUCGAUUGACAUACAUUUUAUCAAACUUUCACUGGAAGAAUAGCAAAUCAUUGUACCAUCCUGUGAAUCAAGAUGACUACCAACAAGCAAAGAGCAAUAAGAUCUGUAACUGUUUGUACCAUCAUCCUCACCCUACCAUUUUUUAGUAUACCUAUUUGAGUAAGAGGGUGUUUCCAGAUUCUAAUGUUAGCCUUCACAUUUGAAUACUCAUUAAAUAUUUAUUAAGUUAAUAAAUGAUUAAAGAAGGUAAAGAUGGGUUAUGAGUGAUAGAAAGAAUGAAUGAUUAUUGAGAAAUCAGUAGAUUAGUCCAGUGCAUUGUGAAUGAAUGAUGCUUUCCAAUUUCAUAAGACCUGGGAAGUGCCAUGUAUAUAGAGUAAGUCAAUUUAGGUUUUCUCCUUUAUUUCAUCACCUUAUUUAAAUUGGUUAAGUCCUAAUCAAGGAAUGUAAUUAUAGUCAUCAGUGAACUGUAAAAAACUCAAAUAGCUAAUGUAAGUCACUUGUAUUAAGAACACUACUUUUUCUUCAUUUAAGGAAUUGGAAGACAGAUCUUGCAUACAGAGCCCGAGCCAUUUUUGGGCAUCUGAGAAAAUUCUUUGAUUUCAAUGGCUUGUUGGUCUGUAUUUGCAUGGAUAGCCAUUUUAUGUAUCUCCUUAUUCCCCCCACUUUGAUCUGUGGACAUUUUAGGUAUUUCUUAAACUUGGAUGAGUCUUUUUUUGAGUUCAAGGAUUUGAUGCAGAUUACUGUCCCCUGUUAAAAACUUGAGGCCUAGACUUUCAGUUAGUUUUUAUUUGUAAGGUACGGUUCUAAUUUAGACUUCAUUAAUUAUUAAUGAGAUUAAAUGUAUACAGAUUGUCACCAAAAGCCACUGAAAUCUUUAGGUAAGGGCUUUAUGUGACCCAAGAUGUGGAAACGGAAGUUUUUGGAUUUUUAUGCAGCAGUUUGUAGGAAAGUUUAUGUGUUAGACUUUGUGUCAUUUAGAUAUGGUCAAGUUAUACCAGUCUGUGCUUGUUGAGUCACACUAUAUUUGUGUUUGUGUGUGUAUAAGUGUAAAGAGAACCUUUAAUAUUGUUAUGAAAACAUAGUAUAAUAAUUUUUUCUUAUGUAGCAUAAGAUGGUAUCUCAUAUGGGCUGAAUACAAUUUAUGAGUGCAGCUACCACUUGCUAUACAGCAAUGCAAUCGCGAUUUUAGCUCCAUUGAACUGUAAAAGAUGCUAAAAGAUUUCACUGUAAAAGGAACUGAUGUAUUUUAUUUUCACAGAAAGUUGAUUUAAUUUUAUUAUUUUGUUACUAGAAAAAUUAUAUUUUAAAAGUCCAUGCUAUUUAAAGUAUGCUAUAGAUUUGAACCCCAUUGUAACAACUGAACCUUUUGUCUUCUGAAUCUAUUUCUCAAACAGAAGUGUGCAGCCCUGACACUCGAUGUGCUGCAGUUUCUCCCCAGCUAGGAUGCUCUUGUUUAAGGGAGAAGUGUGUAAAGGCACUGGCAUGUUCAGUGUCAUGAACAUAGUGAGCAAGAACCGUAAACCCACGAGUUCUACUUACUGUCACACAGUGUCUUUCAAAAAAUAACUCUGCAUAACUGCGUUAAUUCGAGUGCCUUCUUAAUUUCUAAGGGAGCAAGAUUACACAUAACUCUAAUGUUUAGAUAGAAAACAGAAUGGAAGUUUUAUCACAGAAUUGAUUAUGACAUAUUUGAUUUAUUCUCAUUGCUAGGCAUGGUCCUAUGGGAUAUGUUACUCGUCAGUGAGAUACUGCUAGAAGUGGAUAGGAUGCCUUGAUUUGAAUUAAAGUGAUUAUCAGUUUUAAGCAUCCAACCAAGAAUUAGUUCUUUGUGACGGCUUAUGUUUUGGAGGUUGUAGGCAUCAUAUUUAUGGGAGUUGUGUGCACAAUUCAAGACAGCCUAUAACUUGUGCAACCUAUGGUCAAGCAGAAACAAUGGCACUGCUUCUGAAAUAAAGGCCAUUUUUUGUCCUCAGAGAAUCCUUUGCCUUACUUGAAGUACCUUCCUUCCCUCCCCACUUCAGGCCUAAUAUAAGAUCAUUGAAAGGAGGAGAAGUAGACUUGCUGUCUUUCAAAUAUUGGAGAAAAACAAGUAAAUACUAAGAUGAAAUUGAAAAAAAUUUUUUAUUUAUUUGUAUAUAAAAGGGAAAGGAUAGGAAUUGCAUAUUUCAAAAUAGCAAAUAAUUAUUUGUUGUAAUUUCCAAAAAAUCAUUGAGAUUCCAAAGUGCUUUACUGAGAACUCUUGAAUAAUAUAUUCCUAAAGGACAGCAUCAUGCCAUGCUCAUGAUUGUGACAGGAAAUCCAGUGUGUCCACUGUGGAUCUGGGCUAGGAGGGGAACCUCAGGCUCCCAGCUCAGACUUCUCUACUCUCACCAGGCCACGUUAACAGUAAAACCAAACUCUUGGCUAAGAAAUAAAAAUACUAGGACAGUAGCCUAGUCUGCUGGUAAAACCUUGUGCUUCCAAGAAUAUUUGCUACAUAUAGUUUGUGCUUUCUGGUCAAUAAUACAGUCCACAAAGCUAACCCUGACAUUUCUUUUAUUAGUCUGUUAUUCCUCAGGGUAUAGAAGAUUUAGUAAAUAUAGGGCAAAAUUUUAUAUUCAGUGGCAAAAAAGGCAAAAAUAUGCUAAAUACAGUAAUAGUUCUUAAAAUUUUAGAAUAGAUAGUAUUUUUUAUAAACCAGUCCUGUGCAGUAGCUCGCAGAUGCUCUGUGACUGCCUUGUUCAUCUCACAGUUUCAGUCCCUGUGGCUCUAUUCCGAACAUUCUAUGUUUGUCUUCUACAGGAAUGGUUUCUAUAUUAUUAUAUUUCCAUUUUGGCAGAGAUGGUGGUGAUUGCAUUUUGUUUUGGUUGACAUCAUUCUCAAUUUUUGAAAUUGCUAUGGAAGAAAACAGCUACCAUUGUUUUUCAGAUUGACAACAGUUUUUUUUCCUAGCCCUUUUUCCCUGAGGAUGUUUUAUAGAAACAUUCCAUACAUGCUCAGCACAUUGAGUAAUAUGUUACACAUUAUAGAAGUUCAGCAAGUCAGAUUUGAUAAGUGCUGGAAAGGUAAGACCAGCUUAUCCCUGUCUUAUCAUCAUUGUCCACAUUCUUAGGUUUGGAGGAAACACACCAUUUUUCAUGAAGUAUGUAAUCAGGUUCCAAUGCACAGGGCAAAGCUCUGAGUCUAAUUGUACAGCAUUACAAGUGAAAUUUGAUGCUUUUAAGGUGUAUGUAUGUUUCUGUGCAUGCCUACAUAUAUAUAUUUGUGUGUAUACAUGUUUAAAUGAUUUGGAGAUUGAAUUUAUAUGGUGAUUUUACAAAGAAUUUUAUCCAAAUGAUUUUUAUUUUCCAGUUUGCAUAAAUGUGUUCUUAACUGUCUUAAGACAGUUUUCUUUAUUACGCCAACACCCUCCAGCAAAGUUGGGAACCUUACACAAGAGCCCAUUUGCCUGAAUUAGCCAGAUGUCUGUGCAAAUUGUUUAUAUUAAGUCUCUGAUGGUUUAUAAACUGUGACAUUAUGGCUUCUCUUCCAUAUCUUCAGGGCAUUAGCCUUAAUUUUAUAUAUGGCAGUCACUUUCUUCAGAGUACUAUAUAGCAUACUUCAGAUUGUUUAAAAGGUAAGGGAUGGUAUAUUUGAAGGUUUUUUAAGUCAUAGGAGCUGUAAAAUUUCAUGUCUAAAUGUUGACAAAAACAGCAUUCUAUUAGAAAUGCUGGUAUAUUGUCCUCUGUCACAGAUGUCACCUUGAAUUUGGAGCAAGUAUCUUUUAUUGGUUAAAGCAUGGGUAUAGACAAGUACAGCCAUAGCAGGUGCCUAAUGAAUACUUAGUUGGUUAUUUUUUUUUUUUAUCUUUUAUUUAAUGAAUAUAAAUUUCCAAAGUACGACUCAUGGGUUACAAUGGCUUCCCCCCCCACUUAGUUGGUUAUUGAUCUGACUCCAAACUAAGUGAACUUUCAGAAAGGAUAGUUUGCCAUCCUUUCAAAGAAGAGUAUAUUUGUAAAGUAAUAUAUCUGUGAAAUUGAAAAAUUAUAUAGUUUGACAUGAAUUAGCAGGCUCAGUUUGGUUAUAGUUAGUAAUGUAAUGAAAAUAUUGUUUAUGUAGAACAUGAUCUGAAGAGAUGUGAAAAGUUCCUUCUUGUGCAGGAAUGUUAAUAAAUGUGAUUAAAUGUCUUAAAAAGUAGGCGGCUGACUUUGAGAGAGAGCUACUGUAGCCUUCUAUUACUAGUUUCCAUUACUGGCAUCUCCAGUGCUAUCUGAUCUUAGAUUUUUUAAAAAAUUUCUUCUUAAAUCUUAGUUGCUUUCUAGUGUCUUAAAAAUGGUGUGGUAAAAUAAUUAAAUUCCAUUAAGUAGCUUUUACUUGUUUUCUCAGAACAUUUUUGACAGGAGUAAGUUUUUAUGAAUGAUGCAGUAGUUUCAGCUUCUGUUAAUUUGUAGCUUUCAGAGCAUUUUUCAUACAGUUUACCUUUGUGAGAAGAGUAAAGAGCCUAAAGAAGAAACCAUGCAGAAACAUUCCUACCUGCGGAAGAGAGUGUGUAUCCAAGGGCAGUGAGGCACUGCCUCCUGGUGAGGUUUUUGAUGCAUGAUGACAGGGACUGAGGUGACCACUGUCAGUGCUGUGUUUUGUGUGUGCUCUAGGAGCAUAACAGAAUGUGUCUUUGAUUAUUUUAUUGUUUUAAUUUGGGACAUAUAAAAGAUGAGUUAUUGCAAAGAUGCCAAAUAUUUAAUCACUGUACUACAAAAACUAAGAAAAGGAAGAGAAGGAGAAAAAACUAAAAGGUCAGUACUCCUUUUUUGAUAGCUGCUAUGUUUGGGAAUUUGUUGGUUUCUUUUUUUUUUUUUUUUUUUAACCUAAGUUUCUGGAUACCAGUUAGUUGCUGAGUUUAACUCAGAGGGACUUUAAGGGAGAGGUUUUAAUUUAAGGGAAAGUUCUUAGAUAUAAUAUUCUGCUUUUAGAAUUCACCUCAUUGGAGUGUUUCAGGAAGUUUCAGUCAAUCCAUGUUGUAAGAUUUUCCUGCAAUUUAUGCUCAAAUGGACAAGUUACAUAUGUGAUGUGUGGUACAAAGUCAGAUCUUGGGCAUUCAAGAUAAGUUUGCACUGCUAUGUUUCUUAAUCUACUUGCCACUAGUAUCGCAGUCUUUAACUGUUUUUUAACUCUCAUUGUGUAUGAAUUGACCUGUCUUUAAAGGUCUAAAUAGUUUUGAAUUCUUUUUAUAUCUAAAAUGUAUGCUAUACAGAAGGAUAAGGUAAAUUUUACAGUGAAGUCUGUGUAGCAUAUGCUUGUGGUAUACUGUAAGUUAGUAUCCCAGAGUGCUUACAUUAUGAUGCUAAAUUGUAAGGCUAAUGUAGUGACUGUAGAUCAUCUGUAUCUGCACCAUUCAUUCAAUAGAAAUAUGAUGUAAGCCACAAAGUAAUUUUUAAUUUUCCAGUAGCAACAUAUAAUAGGUAUAAAUUAACUUUAAUAAUAUAUUUUGUGUAAAAUAUUAUUUCAACAUAUAAUCAAAUGUGAAAACUACUAGUGAGAUAUCUUGGCUACUUCUUUCCCCACAUUUAGUCUUCAGAGUUCAGUGUGUAUUUUGCAAUCACAGCACAUCUGAGUUCUGACCGUCUGCAUUUCAAAUGCUCAAGCUGCAUAUAGCUAAGAGCUACUUAUUGGGCAGUGCAGAUUCAUAGGCUACAAGGUAGGACUUUCAGGUCAGAGACAAUGAAGUAGGCAGGAAAUUAUGGUACUUUAAAAAUUAUUAAGAAUAAUUUAAAAAGCAUCUAAUAGAAUUAUCCACUUAUUUUUCUUCAUCUUCAUUUUAAAUUUCCUCUAGAAGUAAGAUCAACGUGUUCCAUUUUGCCAAGCACUAUUUCAGGAGGAAGAAAUUCCAUGCCAUAAAAAGUACCAUGAUAUGCUAAUUAUAACAACAUACUUUUCAGUUGUAUUCACUAAAUUCUGUCCUGUUUCUUUGACAUAAUAGCUUAAAUUGCAUGGUAAUUGUAUAUCUGUACCUGUUUUGUUUUUAUAUUAUGAUUAUGUAUACUAACAAACAGCCCUAGAAUUCUAAUCUUCCUAUGCAGCUGUCUUCCAGUAUUUACUGGUACUCUUAUUAAAUUGUGAUAAGUGACAGAAAAGUAGAAUGAACCAUUCUUUCUUCUGUUAGUUUUUUUUUAUCAUGUAACCGUGUACCAAGCCAGCUAUAAAUUAUUGUAUUUCUGUAGAAUUUGGAAAAUAGUGUUUGUCUUAUCUUUACUAAAUGUUUGCAAUUUCUAAGUAAACGUUUCAUCUCCUAAAAUGUG